AUGAUGACCGAUCUCAGUCAUAGCCGUGGCCAUGAAACUUCCAGUGUGAAGAGAUCGUGCUUCAGAAAAUCACAGUUUCUAAUCCAGAGAAAUAAUAUCCCUGUCACCAAAUCCCUGAAUAUAAGUUCAGAGAAUGACGAUAAGGAUGAAGGAGAUAAUGGUAUCGAAGGAUUUUCUGACUAUAAAGCAGAUAGCCGCAGGCCUCUGAUAAAAUCACUAAGUGUCAUAUCUGCUCCUCUGGAUGAUUACCAGGUGUCGAGAGCCGUCGCACAGUAUAGCGACAGUGAGAUUGAUGAUGAUGAAUGCUUUAGUAAGGGAGAUCAAUGUACCAGCAAGAGACGCAAGUCGUCGAUUGGUGUUACAAGGAUGCAUUGUCACAGAGAUAUUUCUACUUCACGUGUAACACGUGUUUCUACAUCUUUCUCCACUGCUGAUCCAACUCUUCGUUGUUCAUCUGUCUCCUCAUCAAUUGCCACACCACCCUUUGCUAAAUACUCUCUUCUCUCUUCUGAUCUCAUUAGCUCAUUACCCAAAAGCUCCAAGGAAAUGGACAGAUAUAGCCUAUCGCCCUCUCCUUGUUGUAGAUCUCGGAAUUCGCUUCCAGAUCUUGACUUUACAGCUAGAUCUCGCUGCUUUGACUAUCUAGUGGGUGCCAUCGACGAAGCAUGGGCUCGUUAUUGUAAUGCCACCUCGCACGAUGAAGAGGUUGCUUAUGGCUAUGAGCAGGAUGACGGUGACAGUCAACAUGCUAAUGCGAAUCGUGUUAGGAGUAUUCUGAGUUGUCAAUCCUGUAAAUGUGGAGGUGAAUCCAAUUCUUUAGCUUCUUCCGAUGAGGAUGAUUAUGGUACAGAAUUUUCUGCUUCUACGAGCAUCACUGAUUAUGAUAGUGAUGUUUGCAAUGACACCAGGAAAGUCCCACCGAAACAGCAGCACUACCGUGUGUCGGAGGUUCCAGAGAACAUGAGGCUUCAGAAGCUUAAAGACAGACUUAUAAAGGCCAAAUAUUAUCUUCAGGAUUAUGUAGAUUCUGAAGAAGUUGACGACAGCCUUUUAUUUUGGAAGAAAUGGGACUUGAUUAAGUACUCUGCCAUCGAAUUGGUGGAGGAUGACGAUGAAGAUGAUAUAGUUGAAACGACUAUUGAAGAAUUGGAAUAUGGAAGGUUUGCUGCUUCGAUUUGUGCAUAG
Messenger RNA from Brettanomyces nanus, 1185 nucleotides. RefSeq lists its product as uncharacterized. The record is from RefSeq and is a predicted model, not a curated record. NCBI's taxonomy places the organism in Eukaryota, Fungi, Ascomycota, Pichiomycetes, Pichiales, Pichiaceae. The transcript is spliced from 2 exons. Bases 1 to 1185 code for a protein of 394 amino acids.